AUGGACGCAAACAUCAAUUCUAGUGAACAAACUAUUACAUCACUCCCUGAGAAGACGAAUGUCACACCACCUAAGGUUUUUCAUUCCAAGUCCAAUAUAGAGGAGGAUGAAACCUCAAACAUCAAUGCGAACUUAUUUAAUAAGGACGUAAAUGUUUACAUCGGUGAUGGGAGCUCAAUCACAAUUAUUGACACUUUCGUUGUUCCUCCAGCUCCACCUAUUUCACAUGCAAAAAAAUCUACCAUUACACUUACAUCCACUCCAGUUGUAUUGCCAACUUAUCAAGUAGUGAUGAAUGAAACCGUUAGAUCUUUAUUCUCAUCUCAAUCCAUUGAGGCUGAGAAGACUGUUAAUGGAGAAGAAGAAGACGAAAAUGAUGUCAUGAUUGGAUUUCAAGAUUUAGAGCUCAAUUCAUAUGAGAAUGAUGUUCCCGAUAAUGCCAUUAUGUCUGGAAGUCAUAUGUUAGUGGGGUUGAGGUUGAAUACUUGUUAA
Molecule: messenger RNA, 492 nt
Organism: Lactuca virosa
Lineage: Eukaryota; Viridiplantae; Streptophyta; Magnoliopsida; Asterales; Asteraceae
Source: the annotation of a GenBank genome assembly